This is a messenger RNA of Candoia aspera, 1043 nucleotides long. RefSeq lists its product as uncharacterized. NCBI's taxonomy places the organism in Eukaryota, Metazoa, Chordata, Lepidosauria, Squamata, Candoiidae. The coding region runs from base 253 to 1017 and encodes 254 amino acids. The transcript is spliced from 6 exons. The record is from RefSeq and is a predicted model, not a curated record.
CCUGAAGGAAGGGACCUAAAAUCACAGCAGUCAGGGAAGGAACAGGAGCUGGAGACUCUUCAGCUUCAAUGGACGGAGGGAAAAAAUGCUUUUCAGGAAUGGAGAGAGACAGAAACUCUGCCAGCUCAACCAAGGAAUCUCUCAGCCUGUGGGGAUGGCCUGCUGAACCUGGGAAAUCUUGGGCCUGAAGCUGAGAGCAGAAGACUGGAGGCCCUUCUACUCUGGGAGCAGAAGACCACAGAGACCACGGCUAUGACUUUGCUUUCUCCCUCCAGCCCUGGGAAGCCCAGCAAGAUGAUGUGGGAGCCCAACCUGGGCAUUUCCAGAGAGACCUCUUUCUGUGCGGCCCAACUUUGUGCACCAUCUUGGGAGGACAAUGUCCACAGCAGUGUCACUAGUCCCAGGGACUCCCUAUCCUUGGAGAAGGCAACUGAUUGGCCUCUGCCAGGUGAACCCAACCAAAAGGCCAUCAGCCACUUUCAUGGGGAUGCUGCAGAGGAGCGGCUGGUUGCAGAAGGUGUGGAUGGGCAGCUUCAACUCCCCCCGCACCCGCCCAGCCGGGAAAAGGCCUUCAUUUGGCUCUCCCCGCAAGAGAAGAAGGAAGCCCUGCAGCGGCUGGCAGAAACGCAGGCCGAGGGAGCGCGCCGGCGCCAGUGCGAUAAGGAGCGUCAGAUCCUGCGGUUCCAGGAGCGACUGUCCAUAGCCAAGCGUCGGAGGUCCAAGGCGGAUCUUCUGGGAGACAACUCAGCAGACCGAUGGCCCCAGGCGUCAGCAGCCUCUGAAGGCCAGGUAUGGACCUUCCGGUGGGAUCAAGUUAUUAAGGAUGAAGCUGGACAGAAAAUGGCCGUGAAGUGCCAUCUGGAGAAGGUCAAGAGAGAACGGACCUACGUCAUGCAGUCCAAGAGGGAGAGGAACACCCUGAAGUUCAAGGAGCUGCUGGACCCGCUGGUGGCCCCACGGGAGGAGAGCCCUGUGCCGAGGCAGACCGAGGAGCUUCAGCCGAGGGGAGACCUCUAGCCUGCAGGUUCCCCUGGAGAGUGAGG